Spodoptera frugiperda (fall armyworm) is the source of this 571-nucleotide messenger RNA. RefSeq names its product ragulator complex protein LAMTOR5 (gene Lamtor5). Gene Ontology annotation, biological process: positive regulation of TORC1 signaling; cellular response to amino acid stimulus. Gene Ontology annotation, molecular function: guanyl-nucleotide exchange factor activity. Gene Ontology annotation, cellular component: Ragulator complex; cytoplasm; lysosome. The coding region runs from base 102 to 374 and encodes 90 amino acids. NCBI's taxonomy places the organism in Eukaryota, Metazoa, Arthropoda, Insecta, Lepidoptera, Noctuidae. The transcript is spliced from 2 exons. The record is from RefSeq and is a predicted model, not a curated record.
UUGACUCGGAAUACUGUUACACUGACAGGCUGAUUUUGUUUUCUUUCCUUAUUUCGUAAACAGAAAUACAUUCUUUGUUAAAAUUCACUAAUUCGACAAUCAUGGAAAAGGAAUUAGACAAAGUAGUUGAGGAGAUAAUGUCGACUCCUAACGUGAGUGGAUGUUUAGUGGCGGAUCACCAAGGAUUAUGUUUAGCUGCUAAAGGCACAGCGCACGUUGACUCAGCGGGUAUAGUAGUGGCGAUAUCGGAGCAGGCGUGUAAAAUACAACCGAAUUUGAAGCCUCCCACCGUCUGUUUGGAGACAGACAAGAAGCAGUGCUUGAUUCAGCGACACGGAACCAUUACGGGAGCGAUAAUCAAACAGAAAUCGUAGCUUUGCUGUAACUAGGCAGGAUACACACAAGAAUCGACUAGACUGGGAAAAAUUUAUUGACAAGUAAUUGUCCUCGGGAAGUGAUGGAGUCAGUAAAUUACUAAGAUUAUUUAACUAUAAAAUGUUUAAAAUAUAAAUAACCAUAUAUUGUAAUAUGUAACUCAUAACUCUAUGUAAAUAAACUAUUUUAUGUUAUA